Messenger RNA from Chironomus riparius, 3102 nucleotides. NCBI's taxonomy places the organism in Eukaryota, Metazoa, Arthropoda, Insecta, Diptera, Chironomidae. The record is from the annotation of a GenBank genome assembly.
CAAUUAUCUGUCUUUUCAUUUCGAGCAUUUCGUGCUUCGACAUUAUAUUUGAAAACGUGGUUCUGAAAAAAAUCAUUAAAAAUGGUCAACUUUACUGUCGACGAAAUCCGUGCUAUGAUGGACAAAAAGAAGAACAUCCGUAACAUGUCUGUCAUAGCUCAUGUCGAUCAUGGAAAAUCUACACUGACUGACUCUUUAGUAUCAAAAGCUGGUAUUAUUGCUGGUGCAAAAGCCGGAGAAACUCGUUUCACAGAUACUCGUAAGGAUGAGCAGGAAAGAUGUAUCACAAUUAAGUCAACCGCUAUUUCAAUGUACUUUGAAUUGGAAGAUAAGGAUUUAGUCUUUAUCACAAAUCCAGAUCAACGCGACAAAGCCGAAAAGGGAUUCUUAAUUAACUUGAUUGAUUCACCCGGUCACGUUGAUUUCUCAUCAGAAGUCACAGCUGCUCUUCGUGUCACUGACGGUGCUCUUGUUGUUGUCGAUUGUGUAUCAGGUGUAUGUGUCCAAACUGAAACUGUCUUGCGUCAAGCUAUUGCCGAACGUAUAAAGCCUGUUUUGUUCAUGAACAAGAUGGAUCGUGCAUUGUUGGAAUUGCAAUUAGAAGCAGAAGAUUUAUAUCAAACAUUCCAGCGUAUUGUUGAAAACGUUAACGUUAUUAUUGCCACAUACAGUGAUGACGAUGGUCCAAUGGGUGAGGUUCGUGUCGACCCCUCAAAAGGUUCAGUCGGUUUCGGAUCAGGUCUUCAUGGAUGGGCUUUUACACUCAAACAAUUCUCAGAGAUGUAUGCUGCUAAAUUCAAGAUUGAUGUUGUCAAACUCAUGAACCGUUUAUGGGGAGAGAAUUUCUUUAAUGCAAAGACAAAGAAAUGGUCCAAGAUGAAGGAAGAAGACAACAAACGUUCAUUCGUCAUGUAUGUUUUAGAUCCAAUCUAUAAAGUAUUUGAUGUUGUUAUGAAUUACAAGAAGGAAGAAAUUCCCGGCUUAUUAGAAAAACUUGGAGUUACACUCAAGCAUGAAGAUAAGGAUAAGGAUGGAAAGGCCUUAUUGAAGGUUGUUAUGCGUUCAUGGCUUCCAGCUGGCGAAGCUUUACUUCAGAUGAUUGCCAUUCAUUUACCAUCACCAGUCGUUGCACAAAAGUAUCGUAUGGAAAUGUUGUAUGAAGGUCCAUUAGAUGACGAAGCAGCUGUUGCAGUCAAAACUUGCGAUCCAAAUGGUCCAUUGAUGAUGUACAUCUCUAAGAUGGUACCAACAACUGACAAGGGACGUUUCUAUGCUUUCGGACGUGUAUUCUCUGGAAAAGUACAAACUGGUCAAAAAUGCAGAAUUAUGGGACCAAAUUAUACACCUGGAAAGAGAGAAGAUUUGUAUGAAAAGUCAAUCCAACGUACAAUUUUGAUGAUGGGACGUUAUGUUGAAGCCAUUGAGGAUGUUCCAUGUGGUAACAUUUGCGGUUUAGUCGGUGUCGAUCAAUUCUUGGUCAAGACUGGUACAAUCUCAACAUUCAAAGAUGCUCACAACAUGAAGGUUAUGAAGUUCUCUGUAUCACCUGUUGUACGUGUUGCUGUCGAACCCAAGAAUCCAGCUGAUUUACCCAAACUCGUUGAAGGUCUUAAACGUUUAGCCAAAUCCGAUCCUAUGGUACAAUGUAUCAUUGAAGAAUCAGGUGAACACAUUAUUGCUGGUGCCGGUGAAUUGCAUUUGGAAAUUUGCUUAAAGGAUUUGGAAGAAGAUCACGCCUGUAUUCCAUUGAAGAAAUCAGAUCCAGUUGUAUCAUAUCGUGAAACAGUCUCAGACGAAUCAAGCAUGAUGUGCUUAUCAAAAUCACCAAACAAACAUAAUCGUUUGUUCAUGAAGGCUCAUCCAAUGCCCGAUGGAUUGGCUGAAGAUAUCGAUGGAGGUGCUGUAAAUGCUCGUGACGACUUCAAAGUCCGUGCUCGUUAUCUUGCUGAGAAAUACGAUUGGGAUGUCACUGAAGCUCGUAAAAUCUGGUGCUUCGGACCUGACGGAACCGGUCCAAAUGUAGUUGUUGAUGUCACCAAGGGAGUUCAAUACUUGAACGAAAUUAAGGAUUCAGUCGUUGCCGGUUUCCAAUGGGCAACAAAGGAAGGAAUUUUGGCUGAAGAGAACAUGAGAGCCGUUCGAUUCAACAUUUAUGAUGUAACCUUACAUGCUGACGCUAUCCAUAGAGGUGGUGGACAAAUCAUUCCAACAACACGUCGUUGCUUGUAUGCUUCAUAUAUCACAGCUGCUCCACGUCUUAUGGAGCCCGUAUAUUUGUGUGAAAUUCAGUGUCCAGAAGUAGCUGUCGGUGGUAUUUAUGGUGUAUUGAAUCGUCGUCGUGGUCAUGUCUUUGAAGAAUCACAAGUUAUGGGAACACCAAUGUUCGUUGUUAAAGCAUAUUUGCCAGUAAAUGAAUCAUUCGGUUUCACAGCUGAUUUACGUUCAAAUACAGGAGGACAAGCUUUCCCACAGUGUGUGUUUGAUCAUUGGCAAGUCUUCCCAGGAGAUCCCGCUGAGCCACAAUCAAAACCAUACCAGAUUGUACAAGACACAAGAAAACGUAAGGGUCUUAAAGAGGGUCUACCAGAUUUAACCCAAUACUACGACAAAAUGUAAUCGCGAUAUAAUAUCAAGCUUCAAAUUAUUACUAUUAUUAUUAAAAAAAAAAACACAAUCUUUCUCUUUUCAUUUUAAACAAUUUUUUGAUUUUGAUUCAAAAUAAUAUAUUAUAUUAUAUAUUAAAAUAUGUCACGCGCAACUACGAAAUUGAGAGCCUCCCGUCACUAAGCGUUGAUAAUUACCUUUCAUUUUUUUUUUAUUAAUCAAUUGUUUUAAUCAAUUUGAAAUACUUUUUUGAGAAUGAGCCUUUCAAUUUCGCAAGUCGACUUUGAUUUGUGAAAGAUUUAAUAGCCAUAAGAUAAAAAGUUUGCUUAUUUGAGCCGUUAACGAGCAGCGAUUUACGAUAAAUGAUUUUUCCAGAAGAACAUGGCAUAAAACACUCGUCAGAACUACAUUUUCAUGUGUCCUUUUUGUUCACAUUGAUAUAAAAAAAAGUUUAAGAUUAAAAAUGUGAAAAUAAACUCUAUUUUCACGAACAAAACA